Messenger RNA from Pan troglodytes (chimpanzee), 2281 nucleotides. It is a transcript of the gene C1H1orf141, whose product is annotated as chromosome 1 C1orf141 homolog. The coding region runs from base 467 to 1882 and encodes 471 amino acids. The transcript has 10 exons. NCBI's taxonomy places the organism in Eukaryota, Metazoa, Chordata, Mammalia, Primates, Hominidae. The record is from RefSeq and is a predicted model, not a curated record.
GAAAUAAUGUAAUGCAUGUCUUAAUUGAAUAACUGUCUUUGUUUCUCGCUUCUGUAAUACGCUUCCCCCUGCACAAAUCUCCCCCUGCCCCACGAAAUGCUUAAAAGGUAGCUUAACUCUGUUCGGGUCUCAGCCCUUUGGAUGUUAAUCGACUGGGUCGGUGCACCUAAAUAAUUAAAUAAUUCCUCCUCAAUGCCACGGUCUCUCUGAUUCCUUAAUUAUCCCACUGCACACUCUGUCACCCAGGCUGGUGUGCAGUGGCGUGAUCUCAGCUCACUGCAGCCUCAACCUCCAGGGCUCAAGGGAUCCUUCUACCUCAGCCUCCUGAAUAGCUGGACUGCAGAUAUGCAUCACUACACCCAGAUUUCAUCAUGUUGGCCAGUCUGGUCUCAAACUCCUGACCUCAAGUGAUCCGCCUGCCUCAGCCUCCCAAAGUGCUGGGAUUACAGGAAUUUAGUGAUUGACAAUGGCAGAAAAAAUCCUAGAGAAGUUGGAUGUCCUUGAUAAGCAAGCAGAGAUAAUCUUGGCCAGAAGAACAAAGAUAAACAGGCUUCAGAGUAAAGGAAGAAAAACAACUAUGGCUAUACCCCUGACAUUUGAUUUUCAGUUGGAAUUUGAAGAAGCUCUUGCUACAUCUGCGUCUAAGGCAAUAUCAAAGAUCAAAGAAGACAAGUCAUGCAGCAUUACAAAAUCAAAAAUGCAUGUCUCUUUCAAAUGUGAGCCUGAACCUAGAAAGAGUAAUUUUGAAAAGUCAAAUUUAAGACCAUUCUUUGUUCAAACAAAUGUAAAAAAUAAAGAAAGUGAGUCAACAGAGCCAGUAGAAGAACAUCUAAAAUCAAGAUCUAUUAGACCCUAUCUUUAUCUUAAGGAUACAACUGAGAUGGAAAAUGCAGGGCCUUUGAAUGUUCUAUAUUCACAGCAUAGACAAGCAUGUAGAAGAUCACUGGGUUCUACAGACUUUUCUCCUAUGUUCAACAUUCAGUCUAAUGCUCAUAAAAAGGAAAAAGACUCUACUUUAUUUACAGCUCAAAUUGAAAAAAAACCUAGGAAACCAUUGGAUUCUGUUGGUCACUUAGAAGGUGAUAGAAAUAAAAGAAAAAAAUCUCCACGGAUGAACGAUUUUAAUAUAAAAGAAAACAAAUCGGUCAGAAAUUAUCAAUUAAGUAAGUAUAGGUCAGUAAGAAAGAAAAGCUUGCUCCCGUUGUGCUUUGAGGAUGAAUUGAAAAAUCCACAUGCCAAGAUAAUCAACGUUAGUCCAACAAAGACAGUAACUUCUCACAUGGAACAAAAGGACACAAAUCCCAUAAUUUUCCAUGACACAGAAUAUGUACGAAUGUUACUUUUGACAAAAAAUAGAUUUUCUUCUCAUCCUUUGGAAAAUGAAAACAUUUACCCACAUAAAAGAACAAAUUUCGUUUUAGAAAGAAAUUGUGAAAUCCUCAAAUCUAUAAUUGGCAAUCAAUCUAUUUCUCUUUUCAAACCCCAAAAAACUAUGCCUACAGUACAGAGAAAAGAUAUACAGAUCCCUAUGUCUUUUAAAGCGGGCCACACAACUGUAGAUGAUAAACUAAAGAAGAAAACUAAUAAGCAGACACUAGAAAACAGAUCUUGGAAUACACUCUAUAAUUUCUCACAGAAUUUUUCUAGCCUAACAAAACAAUUUGUGGGUUACCUUGAUAAAGCUGUUAUUCAUGAAAUGAGUGCCCAAACUGGAAAAUUUGGAAGAAUGUUUUCUGCAGGAAAACCAACCAGCAUACCCACAUCCAGUGCCUUACCUGUCAAAUGUUACUCAAAGCCUUUUAAAUAUAUAUAUAAACUAAAUAAUGUAACACCACUGGAUAAUUUGUUAAACCUAUCAAAUGAAAUUUUAAAUGCCUCAUAAAAUAUCAUGUAUGCAGCAAUAUUUGAGUAACAAGAAGCAAAUAUCCAAGUUCCAAAAUUAUAAAAGAAAUUCUUAUCCAAAUAGUAAUGUUCUAAUUGAUCAUAUAAGAAAGCAAAGCACAGACAUUAGAAUUAUAAGUCAGCAGUGGUCUGUUCAAGAACAAUCAACAUUUUUAGAAAAUAAUAGGACAAAAUUAGGAAAUAAUUAUCACCAAGAGGAUCUAGUUCAUGACUUUCUAUUAUCUCAAUUAGAUUGCUCAAUCAUCAGCCUUCCUAUACUAAACUCUGAUUCAAGACCAAGAAAGGCAUAGUCUGACUCUGGAAAUGCGCUGUUGGAAGCCAAAUAACAUCAAUACUCUUGUUCUAUAAUUGAAUAUCAAAUAAGACAAAUUACCAUUAA